AUGUAUUAAGAAGCAGAAAAACUUAAUAAAAUUUACAAUAUAGAAAUAGAUAGGAUUGGACAUGGGCAUAAGUUACUGUCUUAUUUUUAGAAUUAAGUAAACUAGCUUUAUUCAUAUUACGUAAAUAAGAAUGAUGAGCUUUAACAACAUUUUAAUGAUUUACCCUUAAAAGAAAUCAUUCUCAUCAAGUUUUAACUAGAGACUAUUACUUCAAUUGAGGAUCUAAACAAAAUUAAGUUAGCAUUUUUCGAUAGGAAUUUCCUUAAAUAUUUUGAAAUCUUAAGGUAAAAAAAUUUGACAUUACAAUUAAAAUUAGUUACUACAAAGAAGUCUUUUUAAAUGAUUUUAUAAAAAGUCUCUCGAGAAGAAUAAAGAAUGUUCUUGGAUGUUCUUAAAUUUGAAGAAUUUCUACUAAAUGUAAUUACUAAUGUUCCAAAAAGACUAAUGAGAGAAAACACUAACUUUGACCUACCACUUCACACUGAAUUACAAAAUUUGUAGAUCUCAUAUGAAGACUUUAAAUAGAAGUUACCGAAGUAAAAAGGAGCAAUAACUUACCUUAUAAUUCGACAAAAGAUAAAUGAAAAAAAGAUUGACUCUUAAAGAAAAGAUUUAGAGUUGAUUGAAAAAGAGUUAGGAGAACUAUUCAUCAAAGAACCUUCUUUUCUAUUUGUAGACAAAUUUUAAACCAUUUUUGAAGGUCUAAAUGUUGAUGAAUAAUUGAGAGUUGAUACAUUUAAUUUACCAGAAAAAGAAAAAUAUAAAAAAUUUUUGUAUUAAUUAAAAUAAAUUGAAAAUUUAAGGAAAUGUUAAUAAAUUAAUAAUUGGAACUCAUUAAUCAUACAAACAGAAACUGUGAUUGAAGCAAUAGAAACCUUUGGAUAAACAGACAAGGAAAUCGAUAAAAUGUUAAUACAUGAAGAUCUGAUUAUGCUAAAAGAGAAUAUAUAUAAAGUAUUUAAAGAGGAAUAAGAAUUAAUACCAAUAUCACAAAACCAAAUAAUCCUAGAGAGAGAGGAAAUUAGAGAUGACCAGAGCUAUAGAACAUAUUUAUAAUUUAUGAUUAAAAUAGUUAAGUUAAAAAAAUUAUAACUACUAGAGGAGUUGGAGUUUUUAAACAAAUUACUUGAAAAAUUUGAUAGUUUCUCAAGAAAACUUGAUAAAAUUCUAAGGUAUGAAGAAGAAUAUUAAAAUAAAUUGUAUUUUAGAUUUUAAGAUUGUACUAAAGAAUGCAUUUAGAGGUUUGAAGAAUCUCAAUUGAUAAAUGAUAAUGUUAACUAAAAGGAGGAUGAAAAUUUUCAAUAGUACUUGGAAAGAAUAGAAACCCAGUUUUUUAGAAGAGGAAAUGUUAAUGUGAUUUAUUAAGCUUAAAUAAAGAUCUCUGAUUUUCUUAAUUAAAUUGUGGCUUGUGUCAAAUAGGUUGAAUUUAAAUAUUGCACUAGUACCCAAAUUGAAUCAGAUUAUUUAAUUUAAUAAUUAAAUACGAUAUACUUAGAAGAUAUUGAAGUUUUAGAGGAUGAAGAAGAAUCAGAUCAAUAAUUAGGUUUAUCAAAUAAUUUGAUUUUUAAAAUCAAAGAUGUUAUAACUAAUGACUAAUGGAAAAUAAAAUAGGGUCUGGUGUUUACUAUCAUAUAAAUUACAUCGAGUUGUUAUUCAAGAUACCAUUACUUCUUUUUGUUAGAAAGUUCUAAUCUAAUUAUGGGUUUAAGAAAAAGAUCAAAGAGUUAGAAAUCUUUUAAAAAAUUAACAAUUGAUAAGCAUAUAAAUGUAGAUUUUGUAGAAAGAUUGGUCUAACUAACAUGA
Paramecium tetraurelia is the source of this 1803-nucleotide messenger RNA. RefSeq lists its product as uncharacterized. The transcript has a single exon. Lineage: Eukaryota; Ciliophora; Oligohymenophorea; Peniculida; Parameciidae. The record is from RefSeq and is a predicted model, not a curated record.